This is a messenger RNA of Camelina sativa (false flax), 2727 nucleotides long. RefSeq names its product pentatricopeptide repeat-containing protein At4g21880, mitochondrial. Gene Ontology annotation, molecular function: protein binding. The record is from RefSeq and is a predicted model, not a curated record. Lineage: Eukaryota; Viridiplantae; Streptophyta; Magnoliopsida; Brassicales; Brassicaceae.
ACGAAAUUGCUGGGGUUUAUGGCCGGGUUUUAUGAUUCAUCUUCUCCGAUCUCAUCAUCAUCUUUAAACCCUUGAUACGGGACUGUGAGUUCGUUUUCUAGGUCUUGAUUUCGAUUUUUGUAAAUGUGAAGAGAGAUAUAAUGGUUUUAAAGGCGAAGAAAAGCUUAGGCGCUGUGUUCCGCCUUGCGAUGAGAAACUCCACCAAAACUGCUAAACCCAAACCCAUAGAUUCACCAAUUCCAGAAACUGGACUAGUGUCAACGAGUUUUAUGCCGGAGAUUCUCUCAACGCUUAAGUCUUCCGACGAUUCGUCAAUUACUAGUCAAGAUCUUGCUGAACCGGCACUUGCUGGUCAGGUCUCCUCUGCUUUAGAUGUUAGAUUUAGUGAUUUUAGUCUUCUUCAAGAAAGGAAUGGUUCGAAGAACGCGUUGGAAAGCUCUAGUAUCCUGUCUAGGACCAUUUGUUCGUCUCAAAGGCCAAAACUUGCUUCACGUGGUAGGAUGCAGACAGAGAAUUACCAGAAGAAACAGUCAGAGAUUAUGGAGAGGCUUGCCAAGGGAUGUGUUCGGAAGCUAGGCACUGAGACUAUGGUUGCGGUGUUGAAUAAAAUGGGGAAAGAAGCGGGUGAGAAAGACUACAAUGCAAUGACUAAGCUUUGCAUAUCACGAGCGAGGAGGAGCAAUGAUGCAGAGUAUGCUCUUGAUCAGAUUGGGAUGGCUAUUGAACAUCUCAGAGAAAUGAGACAACUCGGAUUCGCUAUAAGAGAAGGAACUUAUGGCCCUUUUUUGAAGUACUUGGUUGAUAUGGAAAUGGUGGAAGAAUUCAAGAUACUCAAGGAGUUUAUUAAGGAGGCAAGUCCUGAGUCUUGUGGGAGACUUGUCUACUAUGAAAUGCUUCUUUGGAUCCAAGUCGACGAUGAAGAGAAGAUCCACAAACUUUGCAAUACAGUUGAUGAUAGUGGGCUAAGUUUAUCAACCUUACAAGAAUAUUAUUUGGUGGCACUGUGUGAGAAAGACAGUAAGGAAAAUCUUCAGAAGCUGUUAGAGAUUGUCGACAUAACAAAAGUAUCAUCACCAGAGGCAUUGGAAAGCAUAUUUGAAUACCUUGGAAAAUUGGUGUCUGAGUCUGUUGCAAUGAAGCUACUUUGGGACCUAAGAGACUGUGGUAAAGAUGGAGUGGAGACAGUUUCAAAUCUCAUAUCCAACUAUGCAACUUGCAUCCCAAAUUCAACGGUAGAUGAUACCAUUUUCAAGUUUAACAAGUUGCAUGAAGAACUAGAUGUCGUGCCGUCAUCUACAUCGUAUGAGAAUCUUGUUAGUUAUCUUUGUGGCUCAAAUGAGGUGGUCACUGCUCUUGAUAUAGUUGAAAAUAUGUGUGAAGCAGGUCUGGUAAUAUCGGCAAACAUCCUGCACUCUUUGUUACAGGCCAUUGAACAGAUUCUUGAGUUUAAUUUGGUGCAAAGAAUCUAUUCAAUAAUGAGCAACAAGAAUGUGAAGCCAAAUAGUGAGACUUUCAGGAGAUCGAUAAACUUGUGCAUACGAAUCAAAGAUUUUGAAGGUGCAUAUAAUAUGCUUGGUAAUUUGAAGAAAUUUAAUUUGGCACCGAACUCUAGCAUGUACAAUCCUAUACUGGCAGGAUAUUUCCGGGAGAAAAAAGUGAGCAGUGCCUUAAAGGUCCUCAAGGAAAUGAAAGAAGCUGAUGUUAAACCUGAUUCCAUGACUUUUAGCUAUCUAAUAAACUAUUGCGACGAGGAGGAGGCUAUUGCGGAGUAUUAUGAGGAGAUGAAGCAAGCAGGACUUGAAGCUAAUAAGCACGUUUACAUGUCCCUUAUUAAAGCAUAUGCAUCAUGCGGACAGUUUGAGAAGGCAAAACAAGUGCUCAUGGACCGGGGAGUUCCGACUAAGGAUCGCAAUGAGCUGAAAAGUGUGCUUAUAUCUGCUCUGGCGACAAAUGGAAAUACAACAGAUGCUUUAAGUAUUUAUGAAGAAAUGAAGAUAUCUGGCUGCACCGUAGAGCCAAAAGCUAUUCUAUCUAUUAUAGAUAACUCUGAUUCAAACGCAGAGUUGAGUACGUUGGUUCAACUCACUCAUGAGCUGCGUGAUUGUAAAUUUUGGAUUGAUAGUUUCUUCAAAACGAUCGUGUUUUCUGUUCGCAACAAUAAAACAAGCUCUAUUCUUGAUUUGCUAGAGCAGACCAAAAACCACUUGUCCAAGGAUGAUGUCGCUGUGGAAUAUUGGUUUGAAGAGGUGUUUAGGUCAAUAGCGGAAACAGAGUCUAGUGAUGUGAAGCUAGGAGUGGACUUGGUGAGCUUUAUGAAGGAAGAGCUUGAGUUAUGUCCUUCAAGAAAAUGUCUAGAUUUUCUUCUACAUGCUUGUGUCAAUGCCAAAGAUAAGCAGAGCGCUCUACUGGUAUGGAAAGAGUACCAAUUUGCAGAACUUCCAUACAACGUCCUCACCUAUUUAAGGAUGUAUCAGGUUCUAGUAGCUGCAGGAGAUUCGAAAGGUGCAAAGGCAAUAGUAUCAAAGAUUCCAAAUGAUGAUGUAGAUGCCAAAAGUAUAAUUAACGAAAGCCGUAUUGUAUUUACUCCAAAGCUGAAAAGCAAAAAGUCUAAAAAGAAACAAUUAGCUCUCCAAGCAAAGUAGGAUGAUUGGUUAAAAUCCCACAUUGUAUGAGAUUUUGUACAGAAGUGAACACUAUUGCCACUAUAAUGGCUAAGUUGUCUUUAAU